AUGUCGUCGGCUCUCAACGCGAUCCGUCGCAAGAAAAACGUCAAGAAGGGUAUCCAGUUCUGUUUGAUGGUCUGUGGUGCUAGUGGAACCGGACGCACGACCUUCGUCAACACCCUUUGUGGCAAGCAAGUUCUCGAAAGCAAAGAUUCCGACGAUGCUGCCAGCGCUCAUAUCGAGGAAGGCGUCCGUAUCAAGCCAGUUACAGUUGAAUUGGACGAUGAAGGCACCCGCAUCUCCCUGACUAUUGUCGACACCCCUGGCUUCGGUGACCAGAUUGACAAUGAAGCCAGCUUCGGUGAAAUCGUCGGAUACCUGGAACGCCAAUAUGAUGAUAUUCUGGCCGAAGAAUCGCGAAUCAAGCGUAACCCCCGUUUCAGGGACAACCGUGUUCACGUCCUCCUCUAUUUCAUUACACCAACCGGUCACGGCCUGCGUGAACUGGAUAUCGAACUGAUGAAGCGCCUUUCUCCCCGCGUCAACGUCAUCCCCGUUAUCGGAAAGGCCGAUUCUCUUACUCCCGCUGAACUUGCGGAGUCCAAGAAGCUCAUCAUGGAGGACAUUGAGCAUUAUCGCAUCCCUGUCUACAACUUUCCCUACGACAUCGAGGAAGAUGAUGAAGAUACAGUAGAGGAAAACGCCGAAUUGCGUGGGCUCAUGCCAUUCGCCAUUGUCGGUUCCGAGGACUUUGUCGAGUUUGACGGACGGAAAGUGCGAGCCAGACAGUAUCCUUGGGGUGUAGUGGAGGUUGAAAAUCCUAGACACUCUGAUUUCUUGGCUAUCAGAAGUGCCCUUCUCCACAGCCAUCUCGCCGAUCUGAAGGAGAUCACUCACGACUUCCUCUACGAGAACUACCGUACCGAGAAGCUCAGCAAGAGCGUUGAUGGUGCUGGCGCAGGCCACGACUCUUCCAUGAACCCCGAGGACCUUGCAUCUCAGUCAGUUCGCCUGAAGGAGGAGCAGCUCCGUCGUGAAGAGGAGAAGCUCCGUGAGAUCGAACUCAAGGUACAGCGUGAAAUCGCUGAGAAGCGCCAGGAACUUCUGGCUCGUGAAAGCCAACUGAGGGAGAUCGAGGCUCGCAUGGCACGUGAAGCAAGCCAGAAUCAGGUUGCUCUUCAGUCCGAUGCUACCAAUGGCGAGGCUUAG
This is a messenger RNA of Aspergillus clavatus NRRL 1, 1143 nucleotides long. It is a transcript of the gene aspA, whose product is annotated as putative septin AspA. The transcript has 6 exons. Gene Ontology annotation, molecular function: GTPase activity; molecular adaptor activity; GTP binding. NCBI's taxonomy places the organism in Eukaryota, Fungi, Ascomycota, Eurotiomycetes, Eurotiales, Aspergillaceae. Gene Ontology annotation, cellular component: cytosol; microtubule cytoskeleton; cell division site. The coding region runs from base 1 to 1143 and encodes 380 amino acids. Gene Ontology annotation, biological process: cytoskeleton-dependent cytokinesis. The record is from RefSeq and is a predicted model, not a curated record.